Eremomyces bilateralis CBS 781.70 is the source of this 921-nucleotide messenger RNA. RefSeq lists its product as uncharacterized. Bases 1 to 921 code for a protein of 306 amino acids. Lineage: Eukaryota; Fungi; Ascomycota; Dothideomycetes; Eremomycetales; Eremomycetaceae. The transcript is spliced from 2 exons. Gene Ontology annotation, biological process: phospholipid biosynthetic process; lipid storage; lipid droplet organization. Gene Ontology annotation, cellular component: endoplasmic reticulum membrane. The record is from RefSeq and is a predicted model, not a curated record.
AUGAACGGUCGUCCACCUUCCCUCCAUCCCACCACCAAACCCCCCUCACCGCCUCCAAUCCUCAAAACUCCCCUCCUCCCCACCCCCAACGAGCUCCUCCUCCUCUCCAUCUACCCCAUCACUCUCCUCCUUGGCCACCUCUAUAGCCUCCUCUCCCCCACCACCCGCCACCUCCCCUACGACCCUGUCGCGCAAUCCCACCCCGCCGCCCACGCCCCCUCCUACUUCGCCCGCAAAAACAACCUCCUCAACCUCCUCUUCGUCAAGCUCGGUUGGCUGUGGACCACCGUCGUGCUCGCGCUGUUCGUUGCCACGCACCCGCGGUUCGGCGUCGGGGGGCUGGCGGGGCAAGUGGUGCUGAGGUGGGCGGGGAGUACGGGGGUGUGGUAUCUGGUUACGCAGUGGUGUUUUGGGCCCGGAUUGGUGGAUCGGAGCUUUGCGUUGACGGGGGGGCGGUGUCAGGUGUUGAAGGAUCCGGUGGCGAUGGAGGAGAUGGGGAAGGCGGGGGAGGUGUUUACGAGGGUGGCGUGCAAGGCGGCGGGGGGGCAGUGGAGGGGAGGACAUGAUAUUUCGGGACACGUGUUUAUGCUGGUUUUGGGGAGCGCGAUGGUUGCGGCGGAGGUGGCGCCGGCAGUGGUGAGCUGGGUGAGGUUGGUUAGGGAUCGGAAUGGCGUAACGACUACGAUGGGGUCGGACGGUCAAGAGACGGAUGAUAGUGCAGUAAGCGGCUUGGGAGUCAAGGCCGCAGCGGUGUAUCUGGCUUUGAGCUGGUGGAUGUUAUUGAUGACGGCGUUAUACUUCCACACUUGGUUCGAGAAGUUGACCGGCCUCAUCAUUGGACUUGCUGGAUUCUGGCUCAUUUAUUAUCUCCCGAGAGGCAUGGCGCCGGUUCGAGCCAUCGUUGGAAUGCCGGGAUUAUGA